Molecule: messenger RNA, 1657 nt
Organism: Danio rerio (zebrafish)
Lineage: Eukaryota; Metazoa; Chordata; Actinopteri; Cypriniformes; Danionidae
Source: RefSeq, a predicted model, not a curated record
GCACGUCUGUCAUGAGUAAGUGGCUACUUGGUAAGAAAACAAAGGCAAGCGUCUCUGUUCUCUCCAGCUGCUGAGGUUUGGCGAUGGAGCAGCUGUACUAUUUAUGAUGUGGAUGCAGAAGAAAACCCUCCCUCCGUCACUGACAUCUUGUGAAACAGCUCGUUUUGGAUUCACCGGAUUUCUAUAUUAAGCACGAAUUUUCCACAGGAAUCGUUAAGAUCCACAGGUCUUUUGAUUGUCGAGCGUCGCCAUGGAGCAGCAGCGUCAGCUUUUAGUUUGACGCGCUCGCGGAUGUUUGUAUCUCGGAAGGCUGGAGUGAGUCUGAGACGCCGCCCUGUUGUUAGAACUCCCAGCAUGGAAACUCACGGGAGGCUUGUAUUGCAUUUGCUAUUGCUGUUCAUAUUCGCUGUGGUGGAGGUCAGGCUGGUGUGUGUGGAUGUGCCAUCAGACGGCGAGGCCAUUGUAGGCAAAGUUAAGAAGUUAACCUGCAUCUACUGCAUGAAACGAGAGGAAAUCCUGGCUACCACCAAAGUGGAGUGGUUUUACAAGGGCCAAGAUAAAAACAAAACUAGAACACUUAUCUAUCUGUAUGACGGCGAGCCGCAGGAGCCGAAGGAUGUAGAUGAGCAAUGGAAAGGUCGGGUAACAUGGACGGGCAGUAAGGACAUGCAGGACGUCUCCAUUAGCAUCCUAAAUGUCACUUUAAACGACACUGGCACAUACGAAUGUGAAGUAACUCGCUUCUUUGAGUUUGAUUCAUUCAAGCUUUCCGCCAACAAGAACAUCAGAAUCAAUCUGAAGGUAAACAUGCGAGCGAGUGCAGACAUCACGGCGCUGUACUCUGAGAUCAUGAUGUAUGUGCUGCUGGUGUUCCUCACCUUCUGGCUGCUGGUGGAGAUGGUCUACUGCUACAGGAAGAUCUCCAAAUCUGACGAGCAAGCACAGGACACUGCGACAGACUACUUAGCCAUUCCCUCUGAAAAUAAAGAAAACCCGGGCCCUGCUGUAACGGAAUAAAAGUCACUCACCAUACGGUACUGACAACUUUUAUUAACCGGUUUAUAAAGAGCAGGCUCUUAUCCUGCCCUCCAAAAUCUCUCCAAGAGCUGCUCUGAGAAACCAGGAAACCUGCCAAAUCAAAUCCCUGUUGUCUUGAUAAUGUGACGUGUGGAAGAAACUCUGGACUGGUUCAUUAUCUUGCGCUGUCUCAGCGGAGGUUAAUCUCAGACUGACUAGGAUUUUUAUGUGUCUGUCCUCAACUCUCGCCUUAGCAGAGACACAAGAGCUGAAGAGCUAUCAUACUGCCUACACACGCACUUUUCUAAAUCACUGUCAUCACGAUUCCCACCUGAGCCUUUCCCUCUUUGUUAUACGCUGUUCUUACUCUUUUGAUAGAAUUAGACGAAACUUGGUUUUUAUUGUCGUGUUUUCUAUACAAGGAUUCUCAAUAUAGUAUUUUGUGUUAUUUAUUUGAAAAGAUGCUUAAAGUCAAUCAGCUAUUUGCAACUUUGCGAUUAAUAAUAAGUGAAACUGUGGUAUGUAAAUGAGGAAAUAUUGUGUACAGUUGCGAAUGGUUUUUGUGCGAUUGAAUGCAUGGGCCAGAUUUACUAACAGCGCAAUGAUUUUGUUGACAUUAAAGGGAUAUUUUCACUCAAAA